This is a messenger RNA of Silurus meridionalis, 2827 nucleotides long. Its product is annotated as galectin-3-binding protein A-like. Lineage: Eukaryota; Metazoa; Chordata; Actinopteri; Siluriformes; Siluridae. The record is from RefSeq and is a predicted model, not a curated record. Gene Ontology annotation, cellular component: membrane. The transcript has 6 exons. The coding region runs from base 952 to 2688 and encodes 578 amino acids.
AUAAAUAAAAGGUUUAUUUGUACAGAAAUGUAUUGUACAUAGAAUUAUUAACAUAUAAAACCAGACCUUAUGUUGAAAGGAAAAAAAAUGAAGAGACAGAGCCACAGUGCACCGCUUUCGAAAGCCAGAACACUGAGCAGAAGUCGUCAUUAGACAUUGUGCAACCUAUUGAAAAGCAGCUGGUAGAUGACAGCAAGAAUCACACUACACAUAAUUAAAUCCCUAAACCCAGUAAAGUUUGAGUGCUCUGAAUCUUGUACCGUGUUUUUACUGACUAGAUGGCAGGUGGGAAAAGAGUCUAUUACUGCAGUGGAAAAAGUCUUCAAUAAUGCUAAUAAUAGAAUGCAGUGAUGGUAGCGUGACCACAGUGACCUUUUUUUGAUGUUAACACUAUUCAAUGUAUGGUUUUGUGUCUAAAACUGCACAGCUCCCAAACCAGUGAGACAACUGGUCAAAUGCUUUCUCUUGUACCCCUGAUGUGGUAAGCAUGCAAGAAUGGACAUUAGCUCUCUUUAACCCCACAGGAAGUAGAGGCACUGCUGGUCUUAUUGACAUGUAUUUACUAUGUGUACCUAAUAAAAUUUUUCCCAUUUCACCAUGUGGUGGAUUUCCUAAAAUGCCAUAUAAACAUAUGCACUGCUCAACAAUAAACCAAAUGUUAUUGUUGAAGGCAUUUGCUUAGAAACUGAAAGUACAUUUUUUUUAAUAGGAAUACAAGUUCAUACAAGUAUUAUAGACUUGCCAACGUCCUCAACUUCCAAAAUGAAGAAUGUAAUUUGAUCUCAGCCCUUUAUCUGAACAUGCUAGACAACAAUAAACCCGCCUUCUUCUGCAGGUUUUCUGCUGAAUGAAACUUACUGCAGCUCAGUGUGCACUGGUUAACCUUUAAGUAAAAUAUUUCUUGACAUAGGUUUCAUUACUCUUCUCUAUUCAUCCCGAGUUUGUCAUAAAAUGGUGUCAUAUAAAGUUUGCUUUCUCUGGACCCUACUGUCUCUCCAUGUCUCAACCCAUGGCUGGAAUCUAUUUGACAUUCAGACAAAAGAAUCACCCCAAGAAGGUGGAUUGCGGUUGGUGGGGGGUGACCUGCGUAGUAAUGGUCGUGUAGAGGUGUACCACAAUGGCCAAUGGGGGACAGUCUGUGAUGAUGAUUGGGACCUGACUGAGGCCCAAGUUGUUUGCCAGCAGCUUGGUUUCCCUGGUGCCAUCUCAGCCAUAGCAGGAGGAAAAUAUGGAGAAGGUUCUGGUCCUAUUUGGCUUGAUGAUAUGAAAUGCAAGGGGUCCGAAAGCUUUUUGUCCAGCUGUCAAUUUAAAGGCUGGGGUGUUACAGACUGUUCUCACAAAGAGGAUGCAGGGGUGGUUUGUGAAAGUGCUAAAGAUAUGGACAACGGCCAUAAGUUCCAAUUGGACCACAGCCUGGGCCUUUCUGAAGAGCUUGGGAGACUUUUUGAUAGCAGGGACAACUGUGAUCUCAGCGUUCAAGUUCGUGACCCCAGUGAAGCCCCAGCUGUACGGGAGACAAUUUGUGCCCAUAGGCUUAUUUUCUAUCUCUACCCUCAAUUUAAUAUUUCUAAAAGCUCCAACGAACUUACACUUGAAAUUAGCCAAACCUGCCAUCCUCAUAUCUCCAGUUUCUUGAGGUAUCUGUACACACGCAAGGUUGACGUCACCAUCUCUUCAGCCCAGUGUCUACACCAGCUUUCCUUUAUCUAUGAGCUGCAGCAACUACUAGAGGAGAUAGGCAAAAUCUUUACCUUGCUUCUUCCUCAAGACAGUACUUUCCAUACCCAUGUGUCCCUGUUUGAGUAUGGUCUCCAUACAAACGAUAUACUGCUUCUAGAAAAUGUUCUCCAGUACCUCUCCUGGAACUUUCAAUUUUUUGUUGACUCUCCAGCAUGGAAAACUGUCCCCAUGCAUCUGUUGAAGGAACUUAUGUUUCGUUCAGACUUAGUAGUGGAGGAUGAGUUUUCUGUGCUUCAAGCCAUACAAGAGCUUCUAGCAGAGAAAGGAGAGGCAGUUAGUUUAGAAGACAAGGUCAGUCUACUGAGUCAAAUUCGCUUCCCUAUGAUUCCUGUCGAAAAACUUUAUGAUAUUCAGUUUAACUCAGGCAUGUACAAAAGCAAUGAAGAAUUUUACCGCAGUGCUUUGCUGAAGGGAUUUCAAUUCAAUACAUUGAAUUUCUCAAAGUUCAAAGAGCAUUUUCAUUAUAAUGAAGAAUUUCUGCCCAGGAUCUACAUUGCUGAGCCAUGGAGCAUUGUAGUCAAUGCCACUUUUGAUAGUGGUUCUCGUCUAAACAGACAAUACAAUAUGCGUUAUAACUAUUAUAGUCAAAGCUAUAAUUCUCGCUCAUUUACCACCCCUGUCCAUAACAGUGUGAUUUACCAGGGCAAAACAAUCAGUUGGCAAGCGCAGAUUCUUCAAAACAGUUGGGAAUGCUCUAACCAAGGUUUUGUAUGUGACUCUUUGCCACUUGCCAGACUCUAUAUCACAUACAGCCUGAAUACAUAUGCAAGCACUAUUCGCUUCAACAACAAGCUGAUUCUCUCAUGCAAGGAUGAAAAUAUUGUGUUUCAUGUCCAAGAUUUCAAAAAUGACAAAGCGCAAAUUCCAACCAACACCAGUAUUGGUCUGGCCCAUCCCUGCCCUGAUGAGUAUCGCUAUACUUUUGUUGUGAUUCCUGAGUAUUUCUGAUCACAUUUUCCUGCACACUAAUGAGUCGAUGCUUGUAUUUCUUUUUUUUAUAAUCUUCUUUCAAAUGACUGACAUUGAUUUCUUUCAGUAUUUCUGUAAACAUUUCUCAGCUGUGAAAUAAUAAACAUGAUCAAAUUGA